Meriones unguiculatus (Mongolian gerbil) is the source of this 861-nucleotide messenger RNA. RefSeq names its product dynein axonemal heavy chain 17-like. Gene Ontology annotation, cellular component: dynein complex. Gene Ontology annotation, biological process: microtubule-based movement. The transcript is spliced from 5 exons. Gene Ontology annotation, molecular function: dynein intermediate chain binding; minus-end-directed microtubule motor activity; dynein light intermediate chain binding. The coding region runs from base 46 to 861 and encodes 271 amino acids. NCBI's taxonomy places the organism in Eukaryota, Metazoa, Chordata, Mammalia, Rodentia, Muridae. The record is from RefSeq and is a predicted model, not a curated record.
CUCCCUGCUGGUUUCCUGCUAUGGAAUGGGCGGCUUCCAGGGCUGAUGAGCUGUGUGUGCGAGUGCGGCCUCCACAAGCUUUGCCCUGAUACACAGCCAGGGGUCCAAGAAGACACUUCCCGGGGCUCCUCAGAAGGAGAGGCCCAGAGGAGGGGGCGUGCUGGGAGCCCUGAUGGGGGCUCUGGAAACGGCGUCCACCCAAGGCCUGUGAGCCGCCACCUGUCCAAACUCUUCGACAGUCUCUGCAAGCUCAAGUUCCGUCUGGACGCUAACGGAAAACCGCUCAAGUUUGGGCUGGGCAUGUACAGCAAGGAAGACGAGUAUGUGGACUUUGAUAAGGAGUGUGACCUCUCGGGCCAGGUGGAAGUGUGGCUGAACCGGGUGCUGGACCGGAUGUGCGCCACGCUCCGCCACGAGAUCCCAGAAGCCGUGGUGACGUAUGAGGAGAAGCCGAGGGAGCAGUGGAUCUUUGACUACCCAGCCCAGGUGGCGCUGACGUGCACCCAGAUCUGGUGGACGACGGAGGUGGGCAUGGCGUUCGGGAGGCUGGAGGAAGGGUACGAAAAUGCCAUCAAAGACUACAACAAAAAGCAGAUCAGCCAGUUGAAUGCGCUCAUAACCCUGCUCAUCGGCAACCUCAGCCCUGGCGACAGGAUGAAGAUCAUGACCAUCUGCACCAUCGACGUGCACGCCCGGGACGUGGUGGCCAAGAUGAUCAUCGCCAAGGCAGGAGAGCCCCGCUGGCGCCGCUGUCCCUCAGGGCGGGGCCUGGACUGGGGGCGGGGCCUAAGGCAGGGCCUGGAGACCAUACGCCCUGUCAAGGGCUCCAGCUUCCAUUGCCUCCUCUUCUCAGGGUGUUGA